Triticum dicoccoides is the source of this 696-nucleotide messenger RNA. RefSeq names its product BTB/POZ and MATH domain-containing protein 3-like. Gene Ontology annotation, molecular function: protein binding. The annotation marks the transcript as partial. Lineage: Eukaryota; Viridiplantae; Streptophyta; Magnoliopsida; Poales; Poaceae. Gene Ontology annotation, biological process: protein ubiquitination. The transcript has a single exon. The record is from RefSeq and is a predicted model, not a curated record.
ACAAUCAGGUGCGUCUUGACCGUCAUCACGCAACACACGGAGGACCAGAGCGCCAUCGUCAUCCGCCGGUCGAACCUCCACGACCACCUGGCAGACAUGUUGGAGGGCAGGGAAGGCACAGACGUGACAUUCAGCGUGGGCGACCAGUUUUUCCACGCUCAUAGAUGCAUGCUGACUGCACGAUCGCCGGUGUUCAAGGCGGAGCUUUCUAGUGGAAUGGAGGAGAACCCUAGUGGACACAUCAAGGUCGACGACAUGGAGCCCGUCAUCUUCCAGGCGCUUCUUCACUUCAUCUACACGGAUACCUUCCCAUAUAAUGGAGGUGUAGACAAGAAUGUGCCAUUGCAACACUUGUUUGUUGCCGUGGAUCGGUAUGGGCUGGAUAGGCUCACGACAAUGUGUGAACAAAUGCUAUGCGAGAGCAUCGACGUGCACACAGUUGCCACCACACUUGCCUUAGCGGAGCAGCACCAAUGCGUGGAACUCAAGCGUGCAUGCCUUGGAUUCCUGUCCUCUCAAUGUGUGCUCAGUGACAUCCAAGAGACAGAUGGAUUCAAGCACCUCAUAUCCAGCUGCCCUUCUAUUGUAGGGGACAUCAUAAACAGCGUCGCCAUCACUAGCGGUAGGGCUGCCAAAAGAGCUCGAGUCGAAGCCACUCACAGCGACUCGUCUUCUAGCUACACCGGAGAUUAUUGA